AUGCCACCCCACAAGUCUACAACGUCAGCUCCACCGCUUCCUCUCCCCACCGAGAUCCUCUCACUUGUCUUCGCCUACCUUCUUGAUACCGACCGAAAAUCCCUCGCGCGAUGCUGCAGAGUGUCCCACUCCAUCUUCAGCAUCGCCGCACCCAUCUUAUAUCGACGAAUCAGCAUCUCCAAUGUUCUUCGUAGGGAUUCCAGAGUCGAUCAUUCCACUGACCGCUACACAGCUGCCGGGAAAGAAAAGACCAACACUCGAAAGAAGAAGCUCCUUAGGAAUGCCGAAGUGGUGACUUUCGAUGAUCAUCAUGCUACUUGGUGUGGUAACAAAACCUUCAAGUAUCCCAAACUCAAGAUCUUAGUCUUAAACUUGGCUCUUGUCGGAUUAGGAUCGGUGUUACAUUCAAAUGAUAUCUUGGAGAAACAAUGUAGCUUGGUGAAAUGCCUUGAACCCAAGAAGUUAGUAUUGAACAAUAUGAGUCUCAUCAAUAUUCAAACAUUCGACAUGUUUGGUGUCCCUCAUAAACUCUUUGGUUUUAUCGAAGAAAUCACUCUUAUCGCCCCGCUCCUUCCCGUCAAACCUCGAACGAUCUACGGUGGAUUCGCAACAAUGCCCAAACUCAAGAAAUUAGUCUGGAUCUUCCGUACAGUCUCCCCAGGUCCCAGAUGGGUUCCAGGAAUUCAUGAUUUGUUAGGGGAGAGACAGAUGUCAAAACUCGAUAGAGACUUACAAGCAUUAGCAAGUUUCAUGAAGGGGAUCCCGGUGGACGUCCCUACCUUUAUCGUCAACUCAGGUUCAAUGCAUCAUAGAUAUGUUGGUGAGGAUACAUGGAAUGAAAGAAGAAUUCAAGAUAAUUUCGCAAACAAGCUUAAACAGGCCAUGAUCGCGGAGAAACUCGACGACUGGGGACAUCGAAAUGAAGCCAAUCAGUUGGGAAUCGAAGAGAGAAGAAAUAUCGCCAUCGGAAAGGCUGACUCAAUCAAAAUAUUGACGAUGAAAGAAUACCUUGAAAAUCACGACUGGACGGGAGAAUUCGACUACAGGGAAGCGAAACUUUGGCUCGCCUAG
Molecule: messenger RNA, 1071 nt
Organism: Kwoniella botswanensis
Lineage: Eukaryota; Fungi; Basidiomycota; Tremellomycetes; Tremellales; Cryptococcaceae
Exons: 2
Coding region: 1-1071 (356 amino acids)
Molecular function (GO): protein binding
Source: RefSeq, a predicted model, not a curated record